This is a messenger RNA of Drosophila eugracilis, 1064 nucleotides long. RefSeq lists its product as uncharacterized. Bases 84 to 1064 code for a protein of 326 amino acids. The transcript is spliced from 3 exons. The record is from RefSeq and is a predicted model, not a curated record. NCBI's taxonomy places the organism in Eukaryota, Metazoa, Arthropoda, Insecta, Diptera, Drosophilidae. Gene Ontology annotation, cellular component: membrane.
GUCAAUCCAAAUGAAAUUCGAAUUCAGAGCUAAAACCUCGUCGUAAAGUCAAACUUUUGACCGAUGCCCACGAGGAUGACCAAAUGCGCCAGCCUUUCCGCCGAGCCUCCGUAUACUUAAACCUGCUGCUUAUAACCGAGGCUGUGAUCGGACUGCUGAUCCUGUUGGUGACCGCCUACUACCACACUCUGUUCGCUGGAUAUUUGUCGGAGAUCGAGUGCCGCCUGGUCUACGGUUAUCUGUUUGGAAUCUACGUUUUUGGUGCCCAGCUGGUGGUUAUCUUCCUCUGCAGCUUAGCCAUGUGGCGUCGAGUUUGGAGACGACGUUGCACGCCCAACAUUCGGCUUCUGCUAUCCAUUUGGGCCUUCUACUCCUGCGUAAUCAUAGCCUCUGGUUUUGGGUGUGUUUGGAACCUUUAUCAUAGCAUCGAUGUGCUGGAGAAUGCGGCAGAUACCUCGUUGACAAGGGGCAUCGAUAUGUACUACACCUGCCCCGAGUGGAAACUCCUAUGGGAUGGCCUGCAGUGGCACAAGGAGUGUUGCGGAGUGCAUGGCUACAAGGAUUGGAUGAGCGCGGAGUGGAUGCCGAAGGUGGAAGGCAAUUGCUCAUCAAUGAUCCUGGCACCUUACGCCUGCUGCAAGCGAUCCUGCGAGAGCUGCUUCAACAACAUGUUGCCCGGCGACGGGCAGUCUAUCCGUGGUAGCAACCAGCAACCUUUUCCCGCCCUCACAGUCGACUCCAUCAAUGCGAAUGGGUGUCUGCCAGUGUUCGUAGAUGCGGUGUGGAACUUCUUCUAUAUCCUGUUAGCGUUAUGGGUCCUAUCGCUAAAGUUUCUGAUCGUACUCUGUUGUAUGACCAAGUUUAUACUUCACCGGCAGAAUGAGGGAGAUGGCUGUGAUAAUGUGGGACUGACAGACGAAGAUGGGCAUCCGUUGGUCGUUGUGAAAUAUCCAAGCAAUGUUCGUUGUGUAACAAUUGGCGAGGACGAUCUGGUUUCGGACAACAUUCCCGAUGCCAACUACUGCAACUGCAAUGAACUGGAUGAAGAGCAGUGUGAUUACUAA